Molecule: messenger RNA, 1570 nt
Organism: Neurospora crassa OR74A
Lineage: Eukaryota; Fungi; Ascomycota; Sordariomycetes; Sordariales; Sordariaceae
Exons: 4
Coding region: 726-1298 (190 amino acids)
Source: RefSeq, a predicted model, not a curated record
CGCUGUCAAAGUCGGUCUUGUCAGAUCCAACGACUGUCAGCUAACCAUCAACACAACGUGAACCUCAAAUGCUCUCCACUUUAUCAGGUCAUGAACACUAAGAGAAACGGCGCUGCCUGGCCUGGCCAGAUCCCAUUGGAAGCCUUCACACUUCUCUCCCUUUCUUAACUCCGAUAUGGUGCCGUGGAAAAUGGUCGGUUGGAGCCGCAAUGCGUGGCCGUUGAAAAAUGUACCCGCUCCUGUGCCUCAACCCAUCAAGACCCUUACAUUAGCGCUCCGACUCAAAUUCGUGGAAAACACCACUCGCAUACCCUUGAACAGCCUGAGCUUACUCUUUGGAGACGGCAAAUUCUUUCAUCUGAGAGGAGAAAGUAGCCCUGAGAGCGGCCACAUUUGUGAGGCACUGGAGGGUCAAUUGCUACAUCGAAAGUCGGUGAACGCGUGAAGGAAGAGGUCAUGAUGAAGCUAAUCAAGUCUGAUGCAACAGCGAGGUCAGGCAACUGGCUCGUCUUCUCGUAUUGACGAUGUCUUCACGUCUUAUGGUUUCAUUAUCGGGGCUGGUUGAGGUAGAUGGCAGCCUGUUCCAAGCGAGGAGGCGGGAGUCUCCAUAAGGAGGUGAAUAAUCCUCUUACUUUUGUCACAUCACAACAUCGGAACAACACCUUCCAACACUCACCAAUCCUCUCGAUUCCCCUCACACACUCCCAUAGCACUCAAUCAACAAGAUGGUCAACCUCCUCACUCUGUCCUUCGCCGCGGUGGCUCUCACUCCCCUCGCCGGCGCCGUUCCCACCACCCGCGAUGUAGCCUCUGCACCUGCGCCCUUCUCCUUCGCCAAAUGGGUAGACGAUAUCAUCGCCAAACCCGAGGAGGCAGCCACUCCUCAGCAGGCUCUCGACGCUUAUUAUGCCUAUGUCAACAGCACCUCCACCGACAAUGUUCUCCCCGAAACAGCUUCCAAGAUGCACAAGCGAGCCAUGUGCAACACAGUUGUUGGCAAACAAGCACCGAUCCCCGACGCAGUCGAAUGCAUCAACUACCUCGCCCGCCUUAACACACAGACAUGCGAGGUCUACAGGGGCACGAACCACGUCUCGUUCGUCGUGCGUGGCAAUGCUGAGAUGAUUGGCGUCAGGCCGGAUACCAAUGGUGCUUCGACGAUUUGCAACAACGUCGCUCGCGCCGGCGGUAAAAUCAUGGACGCCUGCUCCCGAGCGGACAACACGGUAGAAGGUGAGGAGAUCACACCGGAUGCUGCGGCGAUUGCUGUGCACAUUAUCCAAAGGGGUGGAUAUUGAAGAAAGAAAGGAACCAAUAUCGGCUCCUUUGUUCUCUGGUGCUGUAGCCAGAGAAUCUUCAGGAUGUGUAUCAUCACCAAGCGGCUGGGCGAUUCAGGUCGUGUCAGAUCGGUAGGGAUGUUGGGAUUGUAUAGAGAUCUGGGCGCGAGGCUGCUAGGAAAGCGCAACUUGACGUAUCAAGGCCUGAUAGGUCCCACUACUUCUGUCGUUGCUCCUGCAGAAUUCGUAGAACUAGCUGCCAGAAUACAGUUCCCUGGGGCUGUUGUUAUCCU